Bombyx mori (domestic silkworm) is the source of this 8261-nucleotide messenger RNA. Its product is annotated as solute carrier organic anion transporter family member 74D. Bases 493 to 2532 code for a protein of 679 amino acids. NCBI's taxonomy places the organism in Eukaryota, Metazoa, Arthropoda, Insecta, Lepidoptera, Bombycidae. The record is from RefSeq and is a predicted model, not a curated record. Gene Ontology annotation, cellular component: plasma membrane. Gene Ontology annotation, biological process: sodium-independent organic anion transport; transmembrane transport. The transcript is spliced from 11 exons. Gene Ontology annotation, molecular function: protein binding.
CAUUGUCAGGUGUUUACAUGCCGAUAACAAUAAAAUAAAUCUUAUGUCAAUUUUACACACAAAACUAACUUAAUUAUUAAACUUUAUGAACAAAAAAUAGAACAAUAUACUUAGCUAAAUUUACAAUAUGUUAUUUUGUAUAUUGUGAUGAAUUCUUGUUGCGGUAACGAGUUAAUGUUCGGUUCUGUUGUAGACGAAAUAGUGUCGACUUAUAAAGAUCAAAUUUUAUAUUUACUUAGUUAUUUAAAAUAUUUUAGCAAUAAUUUCGGCCCUCUAAUAUUUAUUAUCGUUGUAUUGGUAUCCGUAAUCAUUAUAAGCGUUAAGUUUUCGACGCGAACACACAAAACCAAAUACUAUAAAAAGUAAAAGUAAUGCAAUCAUUUCAAGUGUGUGAGAUCUGAGCGGAACUCUGGAAGGGCGAGUUUCGUCGCGUCAGCAUCAGCAGCGAGCGGGGAGGCGGUAUCCCCGGGCCCGGCGGCCGAGGACGCCGCCAUGAAAGGCGUCGAAGCUACACCCGAAGAACAGGAGAGAUUAGCGACCGGAAAUAACAAUGGCUCUCUCGUCGCGAAGCUGCCGCCGAGGUCACAGCAGGCGCAUCCGCGCUCUGCUUUUUACUCGACUCGAGUUUUCAUGCUGGUCUUCCUGUCGGGCUGGGUGCUCCAGGGAAUGUUCCUCACGUAUUUCGUGAGCGUGACGACUACCCUAGAGAAGCUAUAUAAAGUUGAAUCGAAGACGACAGGAACUUUACUGGCCGCUACGGAGAUCGGACAAAUAUGUACGGCGUUAUUCUUGACGUACUUAGCGGGGCGCGGACACAGACCGCGCUGGAUCGCCUGCAUGAUGAUGGUGCUGGCCGUGGGUGUGAUAGGGUGUGUCAUGCCGCACUUACUGUACGGCACCGAGCUGCUGAAUGUCCACAUAGACGGUCAGAUAGCCGGCGCGGCACCCCUAUGCAACGUCUACAACAACUUCACGUUGUGCAACUCCGAUCAAAUUAAAGUGACGGAAACGCGCUCAUCUAUAACCGCCGUCGUGAUACCGUGGCUCUUCAUCUGUCUCUUGGUAGUUGGCGUGGGACAAACCGGCAUCGCAACGCUCGGAAUACCUUACGUCGAUGACAACGUAGGCAGCAGACAGUCCCCUCUUUACAUGGCUAUCACGAUUGGCAUCAGGGUGAUCGGACCGGCGCUGGGAUUCAUGCUCGGUGCGUUUUGCACGAGGGUCUACGUCAAUCCUCUAGUCGAUCCAGGAUUCGAUUCCAGCGACCCAAAAUGGGUCGGCGCAUGGUGGCUCGGAAUGGUGUUCAUCGCCGGUUUCAUCGUGAUGCUAUCGUGUCUGAUGUUCUUCUUUCCGCGUCAGAUCAAACCCGAACCGAUCCAAUUGCAGAUGAAGAAGACCAAAGAGAAGCGAGAGCCGUUUGUCAAAGAUUUCUUCGCGGCCAUCAAGAGGCAGAUUACGAACGACAUUCUGAUGUGGAGGACAGCCAGCUCCGUGUUGCAUCUGAUGCCGAUCAGUGGAGUUUACAGUUUCCUACCCAAAUAUUUGGAGAAGCAGUUCCGACUCCCGACACACGAUGCCAAUCUUGUGUCUGCUCUCGGUGGUAUCCUGGUGAUGGGACUCGGUAUAAUAACGUCGGGAGUUGUCAUAUUGAAGCUUGUACCGUCCGCAAGACAGGUGGCCGCUUGGACUGCAGCCACAGCCGCCAUUUAUAGUGCCGGCAUGGUGGCGCUGAUGUUCGUGAGUUGCCCAGAGAAGAGUUACCGGUACCUGAGCGCGGCUUCCGACAGCGCCCUGCCCUGCAGCAUGGCGUGUCACUGCGAGAACGCCUCCUUCAGCCCCGUCUGUGGACAGGAUUCUUACACGUAUCUCUCGCCCUGCCAGGCCGGCUGCAUGGGAAGCAUGCAGCUCGACAACAAUACAUUCUUGUAUUAUAAUUGUUCGUGUAUCAACGGAAGUGCGACAACCGAUCUGGGGAAGCUGUACGAUCUGCACAAUAGAACGUUCCAGGAGCUGGCCGCGCCCGAGGGGUACGCGGUGAGCGGGGAGUGCGGGGUGCCGUGCUCGCAGAUCUACGUCUUCAUCGCCAUCUUCGCGGCCAUCAUGUUCGUGCACGCCAGUGGAGAGGUCGGCGCCGUGCUGCUCAUCAUCCGCUGUACCGACAAGCACGACAAGGCGAUGGCGAUGGGCGUGAUCCAGUUCGCCAUCGGCGUGUUCGGCAACGUGCCGUGCCCCAUCGUGUUCGGCGCGGCCGUGGACGCCGCGUGCCGCCUGCGGGACUACGCGUGCGGCGAGCUCGGCGCCUGCGUCUUCUACGACACGCACUCCUUCAGAUACUUCUACUUGGGCCUCUCGGCAGCGAUCAUGUUCCUCGCCUUCAUAAUGGACCUGCUGGUGUGGAGUAAGGCGGGGCGCAUCGACAUGAACCCCAGCGAGGCGGGCGGCCCCCCCCUCCCCGCACUGGCGGCCUCACCCCCCGCGCCGCCCUCGCCGGACCACGUGCUGCUCGCAGCGCCCACCGACACGCAGCUGUGACGUCACUGUUCAUACGAGUCGCACUUCUAGUGGUGGCCGUAUCGAUAACGUAUGUUUUAUGAUACUUUCUACUUUCAACUAGUGAUGAGCGAAGUCGGUCACAUCGACAUAGCAUUGCCCCGCGACUCCCUCCCCGGACCACGUGGCUGUAUGACGUGCACCUGUGACGUCACUGUUUGUAAGCAUUUCAUCUGUUUACCUUAUCAUUUAUAUUGUUGGUUAUCUAUAUCCUAUUAGUGCAUUAUUUGAACAAAUAUAUUUUAUUAUACACAAUAUUAAUAUGAUUUUUAAAAUAAUUAAUCGACAUUAUUUGUUAAUUUUAAAGGUUUUAUUCAUCAAUUUUGCUACACAGAAUCGACAAAAUUUGUCUUCAAAAAAUUUAGAUAAGAUUCAGGAUAUAGAAACCAAUAAAAAUCGAUAUCCAAUGUUUCGGUACAUUUCCACUUCUCAUGUUUUAAAUUGUCUUUGUCGAUAACUCGUUACUAAAACAAACGGCUAGCAAGAAUAGCUUAGAAAGUACAAUAAUAUUAUUUAUAUCACAAAACCAUGAUGCGAUAUUCGAAAUAAACGACCAAACUCUAUAACAAUAUAUAUUGUAUAAUUUAAUAUCGAUAUUUUUAUCGAUUCAUUAUUCGCCUAUAGUAAAAUAUUUAAUCGAUAUGUGCUGUAUGUACUGCUCAAUAUAACACGCAUAAUAAUAAUGAAUUUAGAUACAUUUUUUUAAUGUAUAGAAGUAUAUACUUUUAAAUAAAAUACUAAGUAAUAUAAAUUUUAAAUAUACAUAGGUUAUAUUAUUAUGUUUGUGUGACUACGAAGUAUCGAUCAUGUGCUACUUUUAAAUAUCGAUAAUCUUAAAAGCAAAAUUAAACUCAAUUAGGAAAAUUUUUCGAGAGUAGCAUCGUAAAUAUUUUAAUGGAAACGAUUUAUUCGAUCUAUUUUUUUUCUUUUUCUUUAAUAAGAUUCGCUUUAAAACGAAAUCAUCACGAUACCUAUUAUUAUUAGUAUAAUGAUAGUUUUUGCUGUUAUUAUAUUGUGGUUUUACAUAUUUCGUAGUGAAAAAUUUUACUCUGGGACUGAGUUGUUUUGUUUUUAAUGUUAGUUUUAUGUUGUGUUUCAAUGUCAAACCUCAUUAUAGGAACAAAUAUUUCAUCGCGCUUAUUCGGUAGACUGACCGACGUAUUAAAUGUCGUCCUUAUAACAACAUCAAAAUUGUUAUUCUACAAGAUUUUAUUAGAAAUUGUCGUUAGCGCGAUUCAGAUCUUUACCGAAUUUCAUUUAAGGGAUUGAAAAAAAAAAUUACCUUUAACAUCUGAAACUUAACAUUGUCUUUCUGAAUGCCCCGUUUUUGAAUAUGAAAACAAUUUUUGAAGGAGUUUUAUGCAAUAACAUUUACUAUUGUAAGCAAUGUCUGUCUUAAUAGAGUUAUGUUUAUUGAGAGACAUUAAUAUACAUAACCUUAAACGUAGUGUUACACUGAAUCGAGAAAUCGAAAGUCGUUCAACACGAACAAAUCCAAAGAAAAUGUUUAUGGUUUAUGAUAAUUUAAUUCAUAUAAAUACUGUAGAAAAUGCGACAAAUACACGAAUUUAUUUCUAAAGUGAUAAAAGCAAAAGUAGAUUUCGUAACAAGAUACUACUAGACAAUACAAGUACUAUCAUAUUUUUACUGGUGGUAGGACCUUUUGUGAGUCCGUGCGGGUGGGUACCACCGCCCUGCCUAUUCCUGCCGUGAAGCAGUAAUGCGUUUCGGUUUGAAGGGUAGGGCAGCCGUUGUAACUUACUUGAGACCUUAGAACUUAUAUCUCAAGGUGGGUGGCGCUUUUACGUUGUGGGAUGUCAUGGGCUCCAGUAACCACUUAACACCAGGUGGUCUGUGAGCUCGUCCACCCAUCUAAGCAAUAAAAAAAAAUAUCAGUUUUGUUGAAUACAUAACAAUGUUUAUGAAAUUUAUAAAAGAACUUCUUAUAAGGUCAAACGCAAUGGUUCAAAAUGAUACUUAUAUAGUAAAUGACUUAAACGGUGAUGGCAUUUGUUCAUCUGCGUCUAAAAUAAUUACCCGUGAUAAAUAGAUAGUAGUUGAUCCUGGUCGUAACCACACCUAAAACUAGAUGAUUUCCUUAAUUGCUUUUUAUCUGGGCCUAUAGUGAAACAGUUCAGAUGUCUCUAUAAAAAAACUAUUAAUGUUCGUUAAAUGAUAAAAAUGUUGACACAUCGAUAUCAGCCAUAGAGAUGUUCGUAAUUUCUUUUCAGUGUAACAACUACUCUAUUCUACUUCUAUUAUUGCGAAUUACAUGGCUAGUGAUUAGACGUUUAUUGUUAGUUAUUAGUAAUUUUUUUUUUUUACAAAUUUAUUAUACGAAAUAAUAAUUACUAUUAUUCAAUGUAAAUAAUAUUAUAAUGUUACAAAUAAUAUAUAUUUAAGUAAAAACACUAUAAUCACAUUUUAAUGUUACGUUUUAGCUUUUUUAUUUAGGGUUUUUAUUUUUAAUUUUAAUGUUAUUAUAAUACCACUGUCGUUUUAUUUAGUUGAUCAUUUUAAGUGAAACGAAUACAAGGCUGGGCCAUGUGUAAAAGUUUUAGUUAGCUUAUUUAGAGCUUUUAUAUUGAGUUUAUCGAUAAAAUUAGAAAACAUUAUUUUAAACAUGCCUCGUUUACAUUUUUGUUAAGUUUUAGUAUUAGUAAUUGAAUUUGAAUGAUGGUAGGACGUCUUGUGAGUCUGCGCGGGUAGGUACAACCCCCCUAUUUUCUGCCGUGAAGCAGUAAUGCGUUGCAGUUAGAGAGGUGAGGUAGACGUUGUAAUGUAAAAAUUGAGAUUUAGAAUUCAUGUCUCAAGUUGGGUGGUGGCAUUCAUGUUGUUGAUGUCUAUAGACCACAGUAACCACUCAACACUAAGUGGGCCGUGAGCUCUUCCAUCCAUUUAAGCAAUAAAAGAAAUCAAUAUAAAUAAAAAACAUUCUAAGUUUUAAUUAUUCGUUAUUAUCUAUUUAAACAAUUUAUCACUAAUGUCACUGUAAAAACUUGUCAAUUGUAAAAUAUUUCACACAUAUAAUAGCCGGCAAACUUCUUGAGCAUUUGUUGACGUAGUGGGGGUAAGUUUGCGCAUGGUACACUCACGUGCAAAAACAUUAUUUACUCUGCGUCAUAAUGCAAUUAAAUUAUUAAAAUCAACAUAUGUAUUUAUUUUUAUAUUUAUUAGAACAUCAACAAAAAAUAUAGGUUAAUAAUUGUAAUAAGUUUAAUCUUGGGGUAAAAUAGAUAUUCCUUCUAUUAAGUCAAAACUAGAGCUGUUGCCAGGUCUUCGUUCAGUAGAAGCGAAGCUGGUAUUUGUAAUUUUUUUUUUCGUUAUCAUAAUCUUGACCAUUAUCAUCAUCACUGUUUUCAUCACCCGAGUCGCCAUCAUCGUGAUAAGUCGACAUAGGGCUCAUCGGUGUAGUUUACGACUCGGUCGGUUCGAUCUUCUUUUUUGUCUAUAAUUUAUUAUUUUUUGAAGAUAUUCGAUUCGUAGUAAUCGAUAUUACUUUUUUCAAUUAUCAGCUUCCGAUUAUUUUCUGUUUUUUUUUCAUCUGAAGCCUAGCUCUUUCAUAAUUCGUCGUAAACUUCAUUCCGAGCCAUUAAAAUGUAUAUCUUCUUUAAAAUUUUCGAAGUCUUUCUACGGUACGGAGUUUCGCUGCUUGUUAUGUAGUUAUUAUGAUUACAUCUUUUUAUUACAGAUUGAACGAAACUAUCCAUUCCGGUAACUUUCUUCUUCCCUGAUCUUUUCACGAGGAGCAAGCCAGAGCCUUUAGCUUCGUUAAUAAUGCACCUAACAGUACUCACUGAUGUUUUUGUUGCUUCCGAAGUCUGUUUUACUUUUUCCAUAAUAUCAUUCUUCCCCUGUUUUAUAAUGAAGCAAUAUACGUCGUACACAAUUUUUCUACCCUUUCUUUUGAAUACUACACCAGUUUGUCGCGGCAUAGUGUAUUUUUUAUAAAAAAUCAACAAACACUCAACAAAUAGCAAUGGCAACAAAGUCAACAAGCAAUUAUAACAAAAUUUAUUAACGAUUAAUAACGAUAGACUUUUCACUGUACGCAAGCGUACUUUUGGGAGCAAGCGGAACGAGGGCGCGUUGCGGGACGCAAGGUUCGACUGAUCUACCAAUAACGCGCUCGAUACGAUUUCCCCUGCCGUCGCGCCUCACCCUCACCACCAAAGUGAUCUAAAAUUCGGUUCUGCGCAGUCAAGGUCAUUUGCUCACGAUGUUUGCCGGUUACUAUACCUGUUUUUGAAAUAGAGUGAAACAAAAUUCCUUUUAUUUCAUUUUUACGUCGUUUUUUGUGUCACAGUAAGAAAUAUGCAUCAGCUUUUAUUGUCGAACCGCAUUUUCACAUUUCACACAGUAUAAUAACACAAUGAUAAUAAAAAAAGUUUUCUUUAAAAUAAUGUAAACGAGUCAUAAUAUUCGAAGCAUCACACAUAAACACGAUAUCUGUGAUGUUAUGUUAUUUGUGUGUGUGUGGUUUUACUUUAAAUAUGUAGGUAAAUAAAAUAUGCAAGAAAAUAUUAUUAUAAAUAUAUUAUUUCAAUUGUAUGUUAGAUUUUUAUUAUUUUGUAAUCGCCAUUUAUAUAAAAUGGCGUCAGAAUAUUCGUAUAGUAUAAAGUGUUAUACACAAUUAUGUAUACAUGAAUUAUAUUUAAAAAUAAUAUGCUAAAUUGUACAAUUUACGCAGCUUGACCCAAAAAAUAUUUAGCGACUUAUUUGGCACUUUAUGUCUGUGACGGACUAUGAGGUUUUAAAAAAAAUAAAAUAAAAAAACAUGUUUUAUACAUAGACAUGGAAAUUAUAUUAUGUUAAAAAUAAUGUCGAUUUGAAUUUGGAUAUGUUUUUUUUUUGAAAUGGUUUACUCAAUAUUUAAACAAAUAAGGCCAGUUAUACACUUUGAAGUAACAUAGUAUGUUGAAUUUAUAUGUUUACAUGUUUUAUACAUAGUUAUGACCGCAAUAUUAAAAAGUAUAUAUACGUUCCUUAAUUUCGUAAACAGUGCAUUAUAUUGGAGUGCAAUUAUUUUGUUUAAAAAAAAUAUAUCUUAGCGUAAACGUCUCGGGAGCGAUCAUGUUUAUAAUCGCCAUGUUUUAUUAGAAUUAGAAUAACCAAUAUUGAUGAUUUUAUAAUUUAUCUGUGCUCUUUUUAAUUAUCAACAUUGCAAUAUUGUUUAAUAAUGAUCUAUGGAUUUAUAUAAGAUAAUGAUAUUAAGUAUUGAGGAUGUUUAUUGUCUUUAUUUUUGUUGUAACAUUAUCUUAAAUUGUCCCGUUGUCUUUAAUAUAAAAAAUACAUUUUAUACAGGUAUAAAUUAGAACAAUUUCAGCGUGUUUAAUAAUAAUUAAUGAUUAUUUGUUGUAUUCGUGUAUACAUUUUAGUUAAAUAAUUAUUUGAACAGUAUAUAUAACAUUUAUGCUAUGUUGUUGUUUAAAAGUAUCUUUAUAUAUAUAUUUAAUUUUUAAAUGAUUGUUUCACUUCACAAUAUGGUAGCUUAGAAUAUUGUUGUUUUUAUUAUGUGUGUUUGAAAUGAAGUAAGUUUUAGAUUUUAUAAUCAAAUGUAAUGUAAAUUACGUCUUUUUUAAUAGUGAACACAAUUUUACUAGUCUACGUUAUAGUUUAUAGUUUAAUAAUACCUCUGGAAUUUAGGAAUAAUAAUAAUAAAACAAUAAUAAUGAAACUUCAAUGUUAUUUGAAUAAAUUUUUACAAUCUU